Messenger RNA from Tuber aestivum (summer truffle), 2920 nucleotides. NCBI's taxonomy places the organism in Eukaryota, Fungi, Ascomycota, Pezizomycetes, Pezizales, Tuberaceae. The record is from the annotation of a GenBank genome assembly.
AACCUAACCAAGGCCACCCUAAACUGCGUUCGCCAAACCUACUCGAAAUAAGCGGAACCUCCCCCCUGCCAGCCAUGAAAACAGUGAGAUCAGACCUGGUCGAUUCGUAUCGGCUCGAGACAGAAUUCCUCCCAAAUUGUGUCCGUCAUACAAAUUAUUCGACGUCCAGGAGAAAGGAAACAAAGGAGGAGUGGAGCGUCUGUGAGCACCUCGGUAGGGGGAGUUCCAGCGUUGUCUACAAGCAGGUCGAAAGCAGUACAGGAAACUGUCGUGCGUUAAAAGUGAUUGAUAAGACCAGGCUGCCUGCCGGGCUCGAUUAUUCCAGGGAAUUAACAGUGAUGGCUGUUUUAGCAAAGGUUCAACCCCUUGACCCUGUAAUGUUCACUCGCUAAUGUUCCAUUACUUUUUAGCACUCGUUGCUGUUUGUCAAAUUCCUUGGAUGGUUCGAAGAUCCCGGUACUUUGUAUAUCGCAAUGGAAUAUCUGGAGAUGGGCGACCUCAGGAAGCAUAUUAGCGAGCCGCUGCCACAAGAGACUGUGCAAAGAAUCACCAAGCAACUUCUCGACGGUUUGGACGUCAUGCAUCAGCGUGGGAUUGCGCAUCGGGAUCUCAAGCCAGAGGUACUACCCUUAUCCAGCUUACUGAUUCCCGGGACCAAGUCCCACCAGAAUAUCCAACCUGACGAAAAAUUCGUAGAAUAUCUUCGUUGUUAAAAUGGCCCCAAUUUGGGUCAAGCUCGGGGAUUUCGGUAUAUCGAAACGGACCCAGGGCGAAACUCGUACGGUUCUCCACACCACGGUCGGAACUCGAAUCUACUCAGCCCCAGAGGUUCUAGGACUAGACUCCACCAGCGAGACAUCGGAAUACACAAACGCCGUUGAUAUUUGGUCGCUCGGAUGUGUUGUAUACGAGCUACUUACGGGGGAAAAGCUAUUUGCUAAUGAGGGCCUAAUAUCUUGGUACUUCUUUGGUAAAUCCCCCUUCCCUGAGCGUAAGCUCAAAAGUUUAUCGCCUGGGAUAAACGAUGCCGGCAUCUCGUUGAUUAAAUCCAUGGUUUCAAUCCAACCGGAUCAUCGCCCCAGCGUGCCAGAUUCGCUGGGCCACACAUGGAUAGCAGACCUUCAGAGCGACACCGAGGACGAUGGCGAAAGCAGCGGGGAGGAUCAAAACAAGGUAUGGCAACCCAACUCGAGCACAUGGCCCACUAUGCCGAAGACCAAUCCUCGCAAUACCAAGCCACAAACCCGGGCCAAGACUAUGGUAUCAAGGGGGGACACCCCCGCAGUGAAGGGUAACUCAAAAAAAUCUUCAAAAGUGACUAAAUUUGUUUCAAGAUUUUUCAAAAGCUCGCCCAAACCCUCUCCGCAGGACAGCAAUCAGAGUUUACCGUCAGCCCCAAGGAGAGUCAAUCACCCCGGUGAACACAACUCAUCAUCAGAGAGCUUUACAGAGUCUUCAGUUCUUCCGCGACGCCAGGCUUAUCCUAAACUCGCUAGCACGCAAAAGACAACGAACCACCUACACCGGCCUUCAUGGUCCUCUUCUCUAAGCUCAGGAGGUGAGGGGAAGAAGCCGAAAGCCCUUAAACGGGGAGACUCAACCCGCGAUGGGGUGUCUGUGGAAGCCCCUAACAGCUUUCCUCGGUAUCAAACACCCAGGUAAAGCUGACCCUCUGAAACCAUCUCUUGGCGAGAACCCAGACCUAACACUUGGCUCAAACGCAGUGAACGGCAUUCACAGAACCUCACCCCAGGUCGAGAUUCCAUUCCAAAUCCUGCGUCACCGACCUGGCCGCCGGAUGAUCCGGCGAAUGAAACACCAAUGCCCUAUCCGCCCCGUAGGCGAGAGACACUUUACAGAGAUAUCGCUAGAGAUACUUUGGAAGACGAUUUCACCGUUAGGCGGCCCGACGAUCCGGAAUCAUCUGAUCUUAGCGCCGACGAACUGGGCCAGCCGUGGGCCCUCCCACAGGGUCACAGGCGCAGGCGAACACCUGGCAGCGAAGCAAGGAGCCUGGAAGUGAGUGAUCAGGAGUCCUCAAACCCAGCCCCCAGAGCACGCCCUUCCUGGGAAACACCGGGGCCAAUCAGGAGGUCUUCCACAAACCACACAAGACCCCCGAUAUCCACCCAAUUGGACAGGCGUCCUAGCUUAUCCCGGAAGAAUAGCUCGGGCUCUAUAGACAGCUUGUUUGCAGAACUCUCUGUGCCAUUUGGCCGCCCUGACACUGCUCCGACCGAUCCACCGGAGCCCAUUGCGAGUGGAGGGAGAAAUAGCUUCAAUACAUUUGACUCGUAUUUGGCGGGGAAUUUGCAGGCAAUAUACGACGUGACGGACCACGACCUGAGGCGAAAAAUACAGAGCGUCUCAUUCACGCCCCGCUUCGACACCAAUUAGGGAGUAUCUGGCUCCUCAAUAGUGUGAGGCAGGGGCGGGGUCGGUGUAUAGGAUCUCGCAUUGAGGUGAAGAGUUGGAGGCCUGCGAUUAAUAUCCCCAAGGUUGUCGAGGGAUCUGCAUGCCGUGUCUAUGUAGACAUCUAUAGGGAAAAUGUAUAGAGACAGGUGUAUUAUGGAGAUAUAGUUCUUUUGACUUUUGCGUUGCAUUUUUCAGCAUUAUUAUUCAUUUGUUUAUUUACGAUACCUGUUCAAACGUCGGAGUAUGGCUUUUCUGGGGGUCGAGAGUCUGUUGGUCUAUGCGGGGAACGAAAUUAAGAUUGCCCAUCACACCGUACUACAACAUGAACUAGGAAGAGGCUCGUGGAAACUUUUCGUUUUUGUUUCGACUUGGGGCGGAGUAGCAUACUGUUGUGAUGUGGAGCAUGGACCGUGCCGGAGGUGGAGGAGAGAUGAUCGUUGAUGCUAGACGAAGAAAGAGAGAAAGCUAUCUAAGAAGGAAAACAUGAAUGCCAACACCCAAAACA